This is a messenger RNA of Pocillopora damicornis (cauliflower coral), 843 nucleotides long. RefSeq names its product muscarinic acetylcholine receptor M1-like. The record is from RefSeq and is a predicted model, not a curated record. Lineage: Eukaryota; Metazoa; Cnidaria; Anthozoa; Scleractinia; Pocilloporidae.
AUGGAAAACACUUCUACGGCAAAUAUAAGCAAAGUCAAUGUUCUUGACUUGGCAACGGUUCCUAUUUCAAGACCAGAAGGCAUAGCAUGGUGCAUUUCACUUUCUUUUCUUUCUUUUUUUACUGUCGUUGGAAACCUUCUCAUAAUAAUUCUCUUUUCAGUUAACAAAAGAGUUCGGAAAAAAAGCUUGUAUUUUGUGAUCAAUAUGGCUUCCGCUGAUCUGAUGUUAGGAACUUUGGGUCUUCCACUUUAUGUUCAAUUUCUUAUCAGCACUGAUUACUAUCGACUUUCCACACCAAAGAUGAAUUGGACUUUGGUUUAUGUGUCUAGGAGUUCUUACAAACUUUCGUUGUUUGUGUCACUUACGUCUGCGGCUUUGAUAUCCUAUGAGAGGUUUUACGCCAUAUAUUGGCCAUUCAGACACCGAAGAGUAACAGUUCGAACAUACCACAUUUUCAUUUUUAAAUCGUGGACGCUAAAUGUCCCAAUGAAUGCUAUUGGCUACGUUUAUUUAAAAUCAAACAACGAUUUCAUCAGCGUGGUAGACUUAAUCUUCAAAGAAGAUAACCUUUUGCGCGAGAUGGCACCGAUGAAUAACACAUCUUCAGCAAAUGUUAGCAUAGAUGUAAAACCUGGUUUCUCCUUAAGCGCUCUUUCGAGGCCAGAAGUCGUUAUUGCUAUGGUUCUCAAUUGUUGUAAUGCUUUUAUAAAUCCAGUUAUGUAUGCAUUGAGAAUUCCAGAGUUUCGACAAGCACUAGCUCUCAGCUGUGUCACAAAGCGAGUUGGAAUGAAACCGGGAAUAAUUACAAUCAAAGGAAACAACGAAGAGGAGAGACAAAACUAA